Messenger RNA from Mercenaria mercenaria, 11879 nucleotides. RefSeq lists its product as uncharacterized. The record is from RefSeq and is a predicted model, not a curated record. Bases 58 to 1362 code for a protein of 434 amino acids. Lineage: Eukaryota; Metazoa; Mollusca; Bivalvia; Venerida; Veneridae. Gene Ontology annotation, molecular function: protein binding. The transcript is spliced from 7 exons.
CGCUACACGGAAGCGUAAUGUACACUGUACAUCAAUGAUCAGCCAGUUGUUACGAUCAUGGCGAAAGGCCAUGGACUGGACUUAAAAACCGGGAGUUUAUUAUGGAUUUUAAUUGUGAUUUUAGGAAAAUCAAACUGCAAAUCAUCGCAUACGUAUUAUAUGUCUGGUCAAGACUGUGACUCAACUAUCCUACUAGGAGGUGCUGUUGUGUAUUCACAUUAUGUUAACCAGUCUAAAUCAUAUAAUAAUGAAGUUGAUUGUCAAAUAAAGUUUAAAUCUAAAAAAAGUGAUUGGAAAAUAAUGUUACGGAUGUUAGAAAUGGAUAUUCCAGAUCGGAGGGAAAAUGGAAUUUGUAAUGAUGCUUUAUAUGUGUCAGACUCAGAUAAAAUCUAUAAUACUAUGGUUGAAGCAGGGGGUAACUUUGGUUUAUGUGGGAACAAGCUGCCAUCUACUAUUUAUUCCUCAGGACAGUUUUUAACAGUUCAUUUUAGAACAGACAAAUAUAAACCUCCUACACGUUUUGAUGAUGGAGGACGUAAUGGGAGAGGCUUUAAAUUUAUCAUUACAUCUUAUAGUGAAGAUUAUGACAAAGUGCAAUCAUGUGGCUCAGCAUUUCAGUGUGAUAAUCACAAAUGUAUAGAAAGAGAUUUAACUUGUGAUAGAGUGGAUCAUUGUGGAGAUUAUUCAGACGAAGCUGCUGAGGGGCCAGCAGAAUGUGGAGUAUCACAUGAAACCAUAUUUAGUAAAUUCCUGUCAUUAGGAGUGGCAGCGUCAGUUGGUAUUAUAGUCGGUGGAAUGAUUGUCUGUGUUUUCUGUACCGUGUCACUCGUUUGUUGUUGUCGACAGUCCGUCUGCAAAAAGGCACCAAGUAGCAGCUCCAGCGGAAUGGCAUCGGGAACAACAUCUGUGAUGACCAAUGGUGGGCCGGGAAGUCAUCAUGGUAGCGUACACGGUAGCCACCAUGGCAGCCAUCAUGGUGGCAGUCAUCAUGGAGGGAAUCACCAUGGUAAUGGUCACAUGACACAAAUAGAUAGAGGUCCACCACCACCACCACAGGCACAUCAGAUGAAUCCAUUUGGAAAUCCGAUGCACCAGGGUUACUAUCCCAUGCACCCCGUGUACCCGUCCCCACAUGGGUCUGUGUAUUCCGCUCAUACUCAAAACUCAGCAUUUACUCGUGAUUCUGGAUAUAAUCCUAACCAGUUCGGCUACUCGAGUAGCGUGUACUCAAACUCUCAGGCACCCUCGUAUCACAGAUCGCACACGCCGACUAGUAGUAAGUCGGGAAAAUCUCACCAUUCAAACAAUAGCGUGACAUAUACCCAUAACACAGACAAAGUUAUGCUACCAGUGAACUUGUAGUUAUCAAACUAUGGUAGUUACGAUACGUGUCAUCAUAAUUUAACGUGUAAGGACAGAUUGUGAUGAAAAGGCAGAUGUGAGGAAGUUGGUAGAGUAUGGCAUAAUGCAGAAAGAUAUUUUACUCAAGUAUGAAUCCCUGUAUUAUGAAAGGUGGCUAUAAACUGCUCAGCACAGUCGGCAUCCUGCAGAAAGAUGAGGCUCAUAGAGUGCAAUUCUGGAAAAGGCGAUAAAUGGCCAGUAUAUACCGGUAAUGCGGGAAAAGACUUCGUGGAUGUGUUGAAGAAGAGAAAUGAAAGGAAAAUGCAGCUAAUCUCAUUAUGUAAUAGGUCUAGAAUGACUGUGUGUAGAUAGUGGACAUGUGUCACACUAGUAACCAAUCAUAUUUGUUACCAAAGGACAGUGAUGGUAACAGUACUAUUACUAUGAGUACCAAAUGUAACAUUUUGUUAAAAAAAUUAAUAUCCGUGAAUCAGAAAAUAGUGUUAAAUUACAUAUCCAAGUAUUUGUGAACAUGUAAAAGUGUGCAAUGAAACAUUUAAAAGGUUUCUGAAAUCAUGGCCUUUUUAAGAGGGGUAAUGUUUUAAAAGCUCAAUUUUUAUGCUUAUGUUUCAAAGUUCGGAAGUAUAAUUUAUUUAAAAUUGUAUUUAAAACCAGAAAACCAUGCAUAUUUGUUAAAUCAGAAUGCAUAAUUCAAAAGUGUCAUUUAAUGAAACUUUCUAAGAUCAUCAAGACCUGAUGAUCUUCAAAAUUAUUAUUUGAUGCUCUAAAAGUCUUAGUCUAAAGCUGACGGUCCAUAUUCAGCGAUGUUUUAAAUCUGAAACGUAAAUCUUUUUGCUCUAUAGUUGCUAAAUAAGCACAGAUUGUGACGAAGCUUCACAUGAAUAAAUUUGCAUUCUACGACUUCUGGUAGCUCAACAAAAUUUCAUCAGUGUAAAUUGGCUAUGGGCAAAGCAGUGGCCGUUCAUAAGUUUUAAGUUGCAGUCUUUAAACAUUGAAGAAAAUAGGGUCAGGUCACAAUAUUUUUAAUCUCUAAAAUAAAAUGAUACGUAAGGCGUUUUAUUACCAUAAAUUGUUUAUUAUUUAUGAGUUAUGAACUUCACAAUAUUUUUUUUAAUCUUAAAAGUAACACAUGUGUUUUAUUAAAAAAAAUAUGAUCAGCAUUUAGUAUCGUAAGAAAUGAAACUAAAACUUGAUACAUCUUUACUUUUAACAUACCUGUAUAGGUGAAUUAUAGUGCUUCUAUUUAUUAGUUAGAGAUUUAGUUAAGGUAGUUUUGCAUGUUUGAUUAACCUUUAGCCUGCUAAAUUUCUAUAAUAGACUGGUCCAUCAUUCAAUUUGGGCAGUACCAUUUAUCAUUUGAAGGGGCGUUUACUGAAAAUUUACUGACUGAAUAGCGAACAGUGCAGACCAUGAUCAGACUGCACCUGUUAAUAUUUGACGAAUUAUGAACAGUUGAGGAACAGACCUAUAAGAAAAAUUUCCAUUAAAAUCUAUGUUGUGAAACUUUUUUUUUGUAUGGAAAAAGGUCCUCAAAAGUCUGAUUUUCCUGUUGACGCCCGUUGUGAAAACUGACUGGAGGACCAAUAUUUCAAAUUGGUCUAACAAAAAAUCAAGCACAUGACUUACAUUUUUUGUAAGUUGAAUUUCUUUCAGGUAGUGUAUUACAAUGAUGCUCUAAAUGUAUGCUUUGAUAAAAUUCUACAUUAUAGGACAUUUGUUUCAAACAUGUAGAACUACCUUAAUUCUGAAAUCCAGAAAUUCAGCUGUGUGUAUGUACCAGUAAGCUAAUGUUAUGUGUUUUGAAAUUUUUGAAAGUUUUAUAUGAAUUGUACAGUUAUGUCCUCAUAGGUUGUACAGUAAACUCAACAUAAUUGUGAAAAUGUCAUAAAUUGUACAGAAUUCAUGAAUUUACAUGAACUGAUAAGCUAUCCCUCUCUCCCAAUGGUUUCCCCCAUUUUUUUUGUAAGGGUCAAAGAAACUGACAACUAUUCAUGUGAAACUGACAAAUAUCAUGUGAAACUGACAAAUAUUUAUGUGAAACUGACAAAUAUCAAAAGAUUAACCUCUGACAACAACAUGUUAGAAGACAAAUAUAUUUCUAUUCUAAUUAGAUAAGAUUGUUAGUUAAAUGAACCUCAUUAGGGUGACGUGUGUAUAACAGACACAUUUUGACCUUGUUGGAACUGAUGUCACUCUGAGAGGUUCUCCAUGUAAAAAGUAAAAAUGAGCCGCGCCAUGAGAAAACUAACAUAGUGGCUUUGUGACCAGCAUGGAUCCAGACCAGCCUGCGCAUCUGCGCAGUCUGGUCAGGAUCUAUGCUGUUCACUAACCGUUUCUCUGAUUGCAGUAGGCUUUAAAAGCGAACAGCAUGGACCCUGACCAGACUGUGCGGAUGCGCAGGCUGGUCUGGAUCCAUGCUGGUCGCAAAGCCACUAUGUUGGUUUUCCCAUGGCGUGGCUCAAAUGUUCUAGACAGAUAUGCUUUAAACAUGCACGUGUAUCAUAAAUAAUGUAAUAACAUAUCUUAUUUAUGUGUAUACACAAGGACUGUUGUUAAAAAUAUUUUGAUUUGAUUCGUAUCUUAAAAUCAUGCCCUGUCAAGUCAGGAAACACCGUUUGGGCGUCUGGAGUUCUUUGUUCAUGUAACAAAUCAGUGAUGAAAUUUUCCACAGGAAAUGUUGUUAAAAAUUAUAAUCUUGCCAUGAAAUGUUGCCAUGUAGUUUAAUUAGUGAUUCAUUUAUUUUCUUAAAGAGUAUCUGAUUGGAAAAUGUGAAAUAUUUGGUUCGCUAAUUGGGAAGUUAAAAGUAUGUGUGCUGGCUGCGAUAUUAUAGGAAAAUACAGGUACCAGCAUUUUUUAAUGAGAUAGAUCCAUUUUAUUGCUCAGUUUAAUUAAAAGAAACAAGAAUAUGUGUUUUAUCAAACAUAAAAAUUUUCCCAUAAAAGCUGUUAUCAGACUAUAAUUAUGUGAUAUUAAGAAAUAUUCUGACAAAUGUCAAAUGGAAAUCAUAAAAUGAAAAUCUUAAAUUGUUUUGUAGUAAAAAUAAGAAAAUCUCAUAAAGGUGGUAUAGUUGAUUCUAUAGCAGUUUUCAUGUAAUAUCAUUUUUGUGAUAGUCACAUUUUUCUGAGUCAUGUUUGUGAACACGAGAUUAUACUGAUAAUGCACGCAUUUUAUUGAACUGAGAAAAAGUAUAUGUUUUUAAAUACGUCUUAGAAUCAUUUUUGUUUUAAUCUUAUAUAAAAUUUAAAUUUAUAUUGAGUAUUAAUUGAGUUGUAUUUUCCUUUAAUAUUGCACAUCAUUUUUUUUCUGCACACUUGUACUGAUUUUUUUUUCCAUAUGAAAUAGUUACUAUAUAAGAUGUUAUUAUAAAAUAGUAUUGUAUGCCUGUUUUAAACCAACUGUCAUAAAUAUGUCUACCCUUUCAGCAAUUUUAGAAAUAUUUUAUAUAAUAAUUCAGAUAUAUAACCAAACCUUUGACUAUGAAUGAAAUUAAUGAUUGAGUUUUUGGCGCUUUAACUUAUUUUGAGAACUUAGCACAAAAACCACCAUAGCUGCAUGUGUCUGUGUAGUGAGUUUCACAGUUUUCUGUUAACCUUUGAUUUGGAUUUCAUUUGACUUACCAGUAAUUUUUUUUUUGACAAAACCAAUAUUUCUUGGACUGAAGAAAGACAGAAGAACUGAACAUUUCAAAUUCUUUAUUUUAAUGUUGUUUUUAUACUUAGUCCAGGUGCUUUGUCAUUUGGCUGCAUGCCAAGUCCAGUGUUGUGUUUAAAAACUUGUGACAAAAUGCUUUCCAAGGAUUUCUGAAGUUAAAAUUGCAUAUAGCAUACUACUGAGCUUACCCAUUUCACUAGAAGGGUAUAUGACUGGAAGACUUUAUCAUUAUUUUUAUAUGUUUCAUAAUUAUUGUUGUUGUUUUGUUUGUUUGUUUUUCCUUUCUUUCCAGGGUAAUUUUGUCAUCUUUUUGUUUUAACCAAGAAUAUAAUGUUCUGUUAAUUUAAACAUUAAUUUGGUUGUGCAUUACAGUAUUGCUUUUUAUGUGCAGUUAGACAUCUGCCCCUUUUGUAGAGAGUGGCAUAACCACUUUAACUUCUAGGUAAUAUAUUGUCAAACUUGAACUGAAGAAAUCCUCCAUAUUAAAACUACAUAAGUUACAAUAAAAACUUGAUUUUGAAGGGUCAGCCUGAUCUUGAGGCCAUCGUAACUGGCAUGUUCGAGUCACUAGAAAUGCCCGGUGACCUGGGCCAAUAUGUAUGCCUCAAGCAUGCUGUCCUCUGGAUGACACUGCAGGUUGUGUUUUGAGUCCGUCCUCUGGAUGACAUUGCAGAUUAUGUUUGAGUCAUUCUUUGGGAUGACAUUGCAGAUUAUGUUAGAGUCAGAAGAGGUUUAGAAAUUCAUAUAUUGUAAUGCUAUAUAUAAAUAAAAAAAUAUCAGUAUGCCAUUUUGAAACUUGAUCACCAUAACAAAUCUGUUUUGAUGCCAAUUUUAUUUCAAAAUUGCAAAUUUAGAGUCAGUUGAUGUAGAAAGUCAUUUAUAAUGCGCCUUUUAAAUUGUUUCUAGAAUUUCUCUGGAGACCUAUCACAAUAAAUAUUUAGAUAUUUCCAGACAAAAAGGUUUCAGGAAUAAGCCUUGGUUUACAUCUUAAAUCUAUCUUUUUCCAUGCAGACUUAUUGUCUUAUAGAUGAGACUGAUGUGUGCAAUAUCUUGUUCUGUAUUUUGCAGUGGGGCUGGAGGAUUUAAGUAGACUGAAUAAGUAAAUAAUAAGCCAGAUUUAUUCCAGUAGAAUUCAUAAUGAUUUAUAUAGUGACUUUUCCGUUAAAUUUUGUUCACAUGUACAGAAACUUUGAAUCACAGUGUACAAUGGUUCGGCAACACCAUAUUGGGAUAUGUAUGAUAAUAUUAUCUUUUUUCAAAUAAACUCAGUAAAUAGAAUGGUACAUGUUUCAACUUGCCUAUUUGCUAUACUGGCACCAUAACUAAUAAAAUUAUUAAAUAUGUAUGGAGAAAUUUACAACAAACACAUCCAUUGAACAAGCUAUCGUAAGAGAUACAAUUAAAUUUUCUAACAUUUUCCUCUGAUGGAUAUACUGAUGCAGCAAAAAUAACUUGUUACAGGUUUUAUUAUAUUAUCGCAUUUUUGUCUGCAGUUGAACGUUUUCAUCCGACAGCCAAUUUGCAGAUUACGAAAUCUAAAUGACAUACACUCCACAACCUUGUAAAUAUAGCGAGGUCUUUUUUGAGUGUUUUUUAAAAAUACCAUGUUUUACAUUAUUAAAAAUACUUCCAGUAUACAGUUGCAGACCCAAGAAUGGUCAGUCGACGGAGCAUGUAUGUAAAUUAUUGAGCAUAGCUAUGUCGCAUUAAGCAGAUAUUUUGAAAAUCAAAGUGAGCCGCCAUGAGAAAACCAACAUAGUGGCUUUGCGACCAGCAUGGAUCCAGACCAGCCUGCGCAUCCGCGCAGUCUGGUCAGGAUACAUGCUGUUCACUUUCAAUGUCUAUUGCAAUUAGAGAAACCGUUAGCAAACAGCAUGGAUCCAUGCUGGUCGCAAACCCACUAUGUUGGUUUUCUCAUGGCGCGGCUCAUUUAUUUUCCCAGCAAGUGAUAGUACCAACUUUUGCAUGGUUUCUUUCUCCAAUUGCUCUGCAAAAUCUGAAAAUAAAAUCAUCCUUGCGGGUUUUUUUUUUUAAAGUUAUUUCAAUUUUCUUGAUGACAGUUCCACUUUUAAGCUAAGUCAGUGAAGGCGGAUUUUCGCAAGUCAUUUCAUAAUUUUAAUCUAGUACUUAACCAGUCAUUACUCAGUAACUGGAACUCGGUAAUAUUACUUCCCGCUGAAACUUUUGCAUGGUUUCUUUCUCCAAUUGCUCUGCAAAAUCUGAAAAUAAAAUCAUCCUUGCGGGUUUUUUUUUUAAAGUUAUUUCAAUUUUCUUGAUGACAGUUCCACUUUUAAGCUAAGUCAGUGAAGGCGGAUUUUCGCAAGUCAUUUCAUAAUUUUAAUCUAGUACUUAACCAGUCAUUACUCAGUAACUGGAACUCGGUAAUAUUACUUCCCGCUGAAACUUGAAUUUUAGCCUGUAUUUAUUAUUUUAAAGUAUAAAAAUGAACUUCAAUCUGUAAAUUGUCUCUGAUUUGUAACUUUGACUCUGGUCAAUAUGACACUAACUGCUGAAAGCUGUUGACUGCCUCCUCAAUAGUCGAAAUACUGAACUGUUUCUUAGGACAAGUAAUUAUGGGCCAUAAUGCUAUAUGUCUUUACGCAGUUUGAAGGGAAGUAACUCUUUGUUCUCACUGUUUGUUCUCCUUAUACAUAUGGAAGACAGUAUUUUGAAAUUUUAUGUAAAUUGUACAGUAGUUGUACAGAAAACAAAUAUUAGAGAGGUUGAAAAACACAGUGACUGUACUUUUUAGCUCACCUGUCACAUAGUGACAGGGUAAGCUUUUGUGAUCGCCCUUCAUCAUCUGUCUGUCGUCCGUCCGUCCACAAUUUCUUAUGAACACUAUAGAGACCACAUUUUGCAAGCAAUUUUGAUCAAACUUGUACAAAACUUGUAUUGGCAUGAUAUCUCGGUUCCUUUCUAAAACUGGCCAGAUCCCAUCAUGGAUUCUAGGGUUAUUGCCCCUUAAAGGGCCAGAACUUGCUAUUGUGCAUGCAUCAACAAUUUCUUGUCUGCACAAUAGUGGUUUCAUUUAUGGUUUUAUUUUAACCAAACGUGCACACAACUUGUAUCACCAUAAGAUCUUGGUUCUUUUCUUGAACUGGCCAGAUCCCAUUAUGGGUUCCAGAGUUAUGGCCCCUGAAAGGGCCAGAAUUAGCUAUUUUGACCUUGUCUGCACAAUAGCAGCUUCAUUUAUGAUUUGAUUUUAACCAAACUUACACACAACUUGUAUCACCAUAAGAUCUUGGUCCUUUCUUGAACUGGCCAGAUUCCAUUAUGGGUUCCAGAGUUAUGGCCCCUGAAGGGCCAGAAUUAGCUAUUUUGACCUUGUCUGCACAAUAACAGCUUCAUUUAUGAUUUUAUUUUAACCAAACUUGCACACAACUUGUAUCACCAUAAGAUCUUGGUUCCUUUCUUGAACUGGCCAGAUAUCAUAAUGGGUUCCAGAGUUUAGCAAUUUUGACCUUGUCUGCACAAUAGCAGCUUCAUUUAUGAUUUGAAUUUAAUUAAACUUGCACAAAACUUGUGUCACCAUAAGAUCUUGGUUCCUUUCUUGAACCGUCCAGAUCCCAUAAUAGGUUCCAGAGUUAUGGCCCCUGAAAGGGCCAAAAAUUUCGUUUUUGACCUUGUCUGCACAAUAGCAGCUUCAUUUAUGAUUUGAUUUUAACCAAACUUGCACACAACUUGUAUCACCAUAAGAUCUUGAUUCCUUUUUAUACGCCCAAAGGGACGUAUUAUGUUAUCGCCUCGGUGUCCGUCUGUCUGUCUGUUGGUUAGCAAUUUCCCUUCUGCUCUGUAACUCUGACACAAAUGUUCACUUUGUCGAAACAACGUGCAGAGUGCAUGUUUCGGAUGGCUCACUUCAAGGUCAAGGUCACACGUAGGGGUCAAAGGUCAUAUGACUUUGUUUUAUGUGUAUAUUGCUCUGCAUUUGCGUUGCAUUGCAGUACUCUUGUUUUUAUUUGGCAGAUCCUUCUUUUGUUCACUUUCAAUAAUUUUUUUUUAAUUACUUCCCUUUUAUGUUACUAUAAAUAGCUUAUUUAGUAACUUUUUAUUAUUGGCUUUAGGGGAAAACUGAGACCACUUUUCUGUGGUACAACAUGGAUGGUACCUCCAAUUUUUAGGUGUAUUUUUACAUUUCUGUACCUUGUAAGAAUUUUUUUUUCUUUUUGGUUAAAUUUCUUCCCUUUGUUGUUCCUGUCCUUUGGACUUAUGGCUAUAUAGGAAACUGAUUUCAAAACAAUUUUACACAAGACUAGUGUUCCUUGGGUGACCCUCUACUAUAUUCCUUCAAAUAAUUUUGAUUCAGCGAAAAACAUGGCCCCCAAGGGGUUUUUGCUUUUCCCUCUAUGCCUAUAUAGAACUUUGAAAAUCUUUUUGUCAGAAACUGCUGGUCUGUUUUCAAAAUAAUUUUACAUAAAUGUUUCUUGAGUGACCCUCUACCAAAUUCCUUCAAAUAAUUUUGAUUCAUUGAAAAAGUGGCCGCCUGGGGGAGGGGCUCAUUUUCCCAUAUGGCUAUACAGAAAACUUCUUGUAUGAAACUACUGGCCUGAUUUGAAAAUAAUUUUAUUUGAAGUAACUUUAAGAAAAUUUCAACUAUAUUUUCUCAUAAUUCUUUUGAUUGAUCUUGAUUAUGAUUUUUUAACCUUCUUGUCCUUAAGUGUAAUGAUAACAGGUGAGCGAUAUAGGGCCAUUAUGGCCCUCUUCAGCCUCUUGUUAUGUAGUUCUAAGCAUUUGCUUGGAAUUGUCUGAAAAACUUAAUUGAGUUGCUUCCUCAUGUUUAAAUGUUAUUAAGAUUGAAGAUUCGCAAAAGAUAUAAGAUUCGCAAGUACUGUAUAUUUAGACAGUGUAUAGCUACAUUGUGUGCUUUGAUGCCCAAAAUGCCUAUCAAAUACUUAGAAUGAAAUCCCACUUGUACACAUAUCUGCACAAGUAUAAAAUACUGACUUCUCUGUUAUUGUAAACUUUUGUUUUAAUUGUAUAAAAUCAGGAUUUUUAAAGAAAAAAGCCAUUGUUUUAUGGUCUGGACUCUGUGAAAACUUAAUUCUGUUUGCAUAGAUAAUAAUUUAAUGCACAUAUUCUUCAUUGACAGACAACAAUGUUGUUUUUUGACAGCCUAUUUUGUUUUAUUCUUGUGUUUUACCAGUAUUUUCUUCUUCUGACAAUCAUUUUCUCAUGAACUUGAAUCUUUGUUUAUAUUUUCCCUUUUACUAUUAUCUAUUAAUUGUUAUACAACUUUUUUAUUCUGAUGCUGUUUUUACUGAUUUUAAUACCUAAUGCUCUUAAUAUAUAGAUGGAAAUUUGUCAUUAAUCUUUUACUUGUUUCUGUCGUAGUUUGAAAAUGUUUGAUUCCCUAUGCAAGAAAUUUUAUGCUUUUGGCCGAAAUCGCUGUUUCUUGGGAAUGUGAAUGUGUGGGUUAGAACUUUAGAAUAUAAAAGAAAUGGAGUUUUUUCUUGUUUGUUUUAAUAUUUUAGAUUGACUCAGCUAUGAAAUCCAUGAAAAUUAUUCCCAUAUGAAUAUUAUUGAUUUCACAGUAUUUUAUAAAUACCCUUUGUGGAAUGAAAUAGUUUCAAUAAUCCCCUUCUAUGAUGAGUUAUUUCCCCUCAGGAAAUCACUGUUUUGGCCAAAACCAGUCAAUUUCAUGCCCGGGAAAAUAAACAUUUUCACAGUGAAUAGAUAAGUUGUAAUAUAUAUAUAUAUAUUUAGUGCUGAAAACUGAAUAUUUUAAUCAGUACUGCAUCAGUUCAACAUACUUUGAAUUUCACUGUAUUAGUGCCAUUAUUAUUAUAUAUAGGCUAAUUUACUGGUAGAGUACUUGGUUAAAAUGUACUUUUUUAACCAAAGUAGAGACUAAAGCUACUUGUGGUUGUCAUUUACCUUAGUUGAUAUUUUAUGUAGAAAUAAUCCUGUUAAAAUAUACAGUCAAUUUUUAAUUCACGCACUUUGUUGAUUCAUAAUACCAAAAUGCAUUGAACAAAUACAUGACUACCUCACUCCAUAUAAUCACUUCAUAGAAAUGUCUGUUUGGUUUACUAUAGUUUGAGCCGCACCAUGAGAAAACCAGCAUAGUGCAUUUGCGACCAGCAUGGAUCCAGACCAACCUGCGCACCCAUGCAGUCUGGUCAGGAUCCAUGCUGUUCGCUAACCGUUUCUCUAAUUGUACUAGGCUUUGAAAGUGAACAGCAUAGAUCCUGCGCUAGUCUGGAUCCAUGCUGGUCGCAAACGCACUAUGUUGGUUUUCUCAUGGCACGGCACAAUUUCAUAAAUGAGGCCUUGAAAUGGCUGAAUAUUUGUCUCAGUUGCAAUAGUUAAAUGGCACUGCUAAUAAUCAAAGACUUGUGCAAUAUUCUAGUAAAUAUGCACAGCCCAAGUCAUUUUUGUAAUCAAAUUGUUGUCAAGUUGGUGAGCAUUAAAUUUCUAAUUGUUUAUUGUUACAAAAUCCACUCUUUUAUGACUGUACCUUAUAGCAUUAUAAUGCCCUGCUUGUCAAUGUAUCUUCUACUCUCCUCAGUGCAAAAUUUGUACGAGAUCCUCUCCUAUAUAAGAUUACAAGUUAUGCUCUGAGGCCAUAAUGCAUGUCUUAAACCAGAUAUAUUUUUACCAAAACCUAAAAUCUGUAGAGUAUUUUAUUGAACAGAGAUCCAGUUUUGGUAUUGUUGAUUAUUUAUACAUGUCUAUUUAUUUUCUGUCAUUUGAAUUAAUCACGAUUCAAGUGGUUGUUUAAUUGUAACAUGUUAUAGUCAUGUGGAUUAAAUCUUUUGUAUUUCAGCAUCUGUUAUGAUACAUAUUGUCAUCCGUAUUGUAUGAUUUGUUUAUUUUACGUCUUUGGAAUUGAUCUUUGAAGGGUAAUAAACAGUGAAACUAGA